ACAUGUGUGUCUGUUUGUAUUUGUGAUUUCAGGGGUGCUCCUGCAAGCUUCAGAGCCCUCCUGUGCGAGGCAGCACUGUCCAAGCUACUGCAGAACGACCUUUCACCUUUCCACUGCCCCCAGGAAGCUGAGUCCAACCAGAAAGAGGAAGAGGAAGUAGUUUUACUUCAAUCUGAAGCAGUCCAACGUCUCUUCCUCAACAAGUUGAUAGAUGUGGCGCUGGCAUGGCAUCAAAACUUCCCCACGCUUCUACCCAUUCCUUCUCGGUUCCUCCACUGCUCCAUACAUGCCAUCAAGAACACGAGAAGGAAGAUGGAGGACAAACAUGUGGCCCUGGCUGAGUUCAACCAGCUCUUUGGAAUCCAGGAUGGAGUGGAGCGUGCGUACUAUGCUGUGUUUGACGGCCAUGGAGGGGUGGACGCAGCCACCUACGCUGCCACUCACCUCCAUGUUUCUCUCAGUAAACAGGAGACACUGCAGAGUGACACAGCCACUGCCUUUAAAAGUGCCUUCAAACAUACAGACGACAUGUUCAAGAGCAAGGCCAAAAGAGAGCGUUUGCGGAGUGGCACUACAGGCGUGAUUGUGCUGAUCCAGGGUCAUGAGCUGACUGUGGCCUGGCUGGGAGACUCUCAAGCGAUAUUGGUCAGAAAUGGACAAUCUGUAACACUCAUGGAUCCCCAUAAACCAGACAGAGAAGAUGAGAAACAGAGAAUUGAGGAUCUUGGUGGCUGUGUCACCUUCAUGGGUUGCUGGCGUGUUAAUGGAACAUAUGCUGUGUCCAGAGCUAUAGGUGACUUUGACCAGAAGCCCUAUGUGUCUGGAGAUGCUGACUGCUCCGUAACCCAGCUGUUAGGUGAUGAGGACUAUGUGCUUCUGGCAUGUGAUGGCUUCUUUGAUGCAGUCAAACCUUCAGAGGUCCCACAUUUAGUCCUGGAUGCACUCCAACAGCCUAGUGACCCAGAGAGCAGGGUAGAUGCUCCACUGGAACAGUCUGGACACACUGUUGGACCGAGAGUCGCUCAACAGUUGGUAGGUUACGCUAAGGCAGCCGGUUCUAGUGAUAACAUCACAAUUAUUCUGGUGUUCCUGCGUCCACCAGAGCAGCUGCUGGCUCAAGUUUCCACCACGGGAACUAUAUAAAUUACUCAGGACUCAACUUCCCAAGAUUCACCUUAGGAGUGAGAGAGGAGGUCUGCUGCCCAGACAUCACUGUGCCAUGCUACUGCCUGACUCAGCAUUUUUCGUCCCAGGUGCUGUUACUAGAGCUAACCAAACACAUGAACGCAGCAACAUGUACUCACACAGGGAAAGUAUUGACUUAACUGUAUUUAGACCAGAUCAUUUGAAAAGGUCUGCUUGAUGAAGGGCCAAAUACUAAAUAAAUCAAUAACUAGGGUAAUGUGAGCUCCAUGAGUUAGCUCCACAGUUACAUACAUGAUACUGAAGCUGAUGAAGCUCACAUAAACAAACGCAGUGCUAUUUCAGGUAAUGUUGGUAGGAGUUACUGGAGUGUUAACACCCCCAGAGUCAAAAAAUAUCAGGUCAGAGCUUUUUUUUUUUUUUUUUUUUGGCAUAACCAAUAUCACUGCAAAAUAAUGUAAUCAUUUCAUAACUGCUAACACUUGGUGGCUCUGUAUAGCAAGCCUGCAAGCUAGACAUGUUAACGUUCGCUAACGUUGGAGCAGAUAACCAUACAUUUUAAUCCCAACCUUACACUUGUGUUUUCACAGCUCUGACUGGGCAAAUUAUGUUUUGGGGGGAGACGUUUGGCAUAAGGUCAAUUCAAACCACAUAACAGAUCAGUGGUAUUUCCAUUUCACAUAUAGCUUGAUAGGUUUAUAAUAUACUGCCUUUCUUUGCUCCUUUUUUCUGUGCCAGAGAAAAGCUUGUUUCCUCCUGACCUCUGUAUUAUAACAAAGCUGUUACCUUUUUUUAUAUUCUGUUCUUUCUUUAGUUUUCAUCCAUAUGUUCUCAAUGCAUCAGGAUUAAAUGCAAUUUUUGGAUUGCACCAUGUGUCUUGAAGCUCAUACAUGGUCACCAGUCCUACCGUGGGAUUGAAUUUAUAUUGAUAUUAAUAUGCUUCAUUUAAAUAAUUUCUUCAAAACAACUGCUACUGUGCCUUUACCCAGUCAUGAUUCAAUGAGAUCCUUCAGAGUUUCUUACUUGGUGCUGUGAAGUCAAUAGAUGUGGUGUUCCAUGAGAGAAAUUGAGUUCUUAUAGAAGCUCUUGUCAACUUGAGUAUAAAAAUGCCUAUGGUAAAUGGACUGUACUUAUAUAACACCUUUCUAGUGUUCCAACCACUUAAAAGCACUUUACAGUACGUAUCUCAUUUACCCAUUCACACACAUUCAUACACUGAUGGCAUUGGCUGCCAUGCAAGGUGCCAACUGCUCAUCAGUUUGAGGAGUUAACCAUUCAUACACAUUGUGUCUUUCAUUCAUAUCAGCUGUACUCAUUUUGGGAUGUAAUAAAACAUCAAUAUUCUGUUUCGCUGACAAGACACUAUAGUGUUAUUUUAUGAAUAUCAGCAAUUAUGGUUACUGACCUUUACACUGUAAACAUAUGUCUUACCAUAACAGGAUUAUAGACUGGAGAUUUAGGUUCUUUAAUAAAGUCAUUUUUAACAUGUA
Messenger RNA from Larimichthys crocea (large yellow croaker), 2633 nucleotides. It is a transcript of the gene ppm1f, whose product is annotated as protein phosphatase, Mg2+/Mn2+ dependent, 1F. Gene Ontology annotation, biological process: protein dephosphorylation; negative regulation of protein kinase activity. The transcript is spliced from 6 exons. The record is from RefSeq and is a predicted model, not a curated record. The annotation marks the transcript as partial. Gene Ontology annotation, molecular function: cation binding; protein serine/threonine phosphatase activity. Lineage: Eukaryota; Metazoa; Chordata; Actinopteri; Sciaenidae. Gene Ontology annotation, cellular component: nucleus; cytosol.